AUCAUUAUCGGCUGGAAUCAAGACAGAAACGGGUGAAAACUGAAGCUUUAAUUGUCGCAGAAAUGGAGAAAGUUGCGUUCAUCACUUUUCUUCUGACAGCUGUCUUCAGUUUCUCUGCAUGUGUUGCACGUCAGUAUCACUUUGUGAAUCAGAAUUUGAACUGGACUGAAGCUCAGAGUUUCUGCAGUGAGAAUUACACAGAUCUGGCCACCAUCAACAACAAGAACGACAUUGAAGAACUGAUGAAGACUGUGAAUGUUCAAAGUGUUCAGCAUGUCUGGAUCGGACUGCACAGGACAGAGAUUAAAACAUGGAAGUGGUCUCUGGGUGACCCUGUGUUCUACACAGGAAGUGAUUCACUGAAUCAGAACUGGAGAAACUCUCAAUCAAACGGUGAUGGUGACUGUGUUUAUAUGAAUAAUGGAGGAUGGUAUAAAAGUCAAUGUUCUGACAAAACCUCUUUCAUUUGCUAUAAUGACAGCAGUGAAGAAUACAUCUUUAACAGUACAGACAUGAACUGGAGAGACGCUCAGAGUUUCUGCAGAGAGAAACACACAGAUCUGGCCAGUGUGAGGAACCAGAAUGAGAAUCAGAUGAUUCAGCAGAUCAUUAAAAAUCACACAGGAAGUGAUAAGAACGUCUGGAUCGGUCUGUUCAGAGACUCAUUGGAGUGGUCAGAUCACAGUGAAUCCUCAUUCAGAUUCUGGACACCUCAAGAACCCAAUAAUAAAGACAAUGCUGAAAACUGUACAGUGAUUUCACUCAAAGACCAGCGGGGGAAAUGGGAAGACUGGCGUUGUAAUAAAACCUUUUCGUUUGUCUGUUAUGAGGGUGUAUCUCGAGGUGUUGGAUUCAUCCGGUUUGACCGGCGUGUUGAAGCGGAGGAGGCCAUUAAAGGUUUGAAUGGUCAGAAACCGCCGGGAGCCACUGAACCAAUCACAGUGAAGUUUGCCAACAAUCCCAGUCAGAAGAGUAGUCAAGCACUGCUGUCACAACUGUACCAGUCGCCCAACAGAAGAUACCCCACUCCACUGGCACAGCAGACGCACAGAUUCAGGCUGGACAAUCUGCUCAACAUGGCAUAUGGAGUGAAGAGUCGAUUCUCGCCCAUGACCAUUGAUGGGGUCACCGGUCUGGCAGGCAUCAAUCUCCCGGGUCACUCGGGCUCAGGCUGGUGUAUUUUCGUGUACAAUCUUGCACCGGAUGCGGACGAGAGCAUUCUCUGGCAGAUGUUUGGGCCGUUUGGCGCCGUGACCAACGUAAAGGUCAUACGAGACUUCAACACAAACAAGUGCAAAGGAUUCGGCUUUGUCACCAUGAUAAACUACGAUGAGGCGGCCGUGGCGAUUGCCAGUUUAAAUGGGUACCGACUCGGUGAUAGAGUUUUACAAGUCUCAUUCAAAACUACCAAAACACACAAGGCCUGA
Molecule: messenger RNA, 1427 nt
Organism: Xyrauchen texanus (razorback sucker)
Lineage: Eukaryota; Metazoa; Chordata; Actinopteri; Cypriniformes; Catostomidae
Exons: 7
Coding region: 63-1427 (454 amino acids)
Molecular function (GO): RNA binding
Source: RefSeq, a predicted model, not a curated record